GGGGCGCGCUGUCUCCCGGCCGGUCCGAAGCGCGGCGGCGGCGGCGGCGGCGGCGGCGGCGGGCGGCCCCCGCGGUGGCAUCAUGAGCGGGCCACAGAACAGUGACCUGAAGAGGCAGUGUCUGCUGGAGCGGCUGCUGGACGCCGUGAAACAGUGCCAGAUCCGCUUUGGAGGGAGAAAGGAGAUAGCCUCGGACGCCGACAGCAGGGUGACCUGCCUGUGCGCCCAGUUUGAGGCCGUCCUGCAGCACGGCUUGAAGAGGACGCGGGGCCUGGCCCUCACGGCCGCCGCCCUCAGACAGGCUGCGGGCCUCUCCAGCAAGACCGAAACAGAGCCCGUGUUCUGGUUCCACGUGAAGGAGCUCCUCAGCAAGCACGAGCUGCAGCGCUUCGCCUCCCUGCGCCACAUCGCCUCGGACGCCGGCCGCGGGCGCGCCUGGCUGCGCUGCGCCCUCAACGAGCACUCGCUGGAGCGGUACCUGCACAUGCUGCUGGCCGACCGCGGCCGGCUCAGCACUUUCUACGAAGACUGGUCCUUCGUCAUGGACGAGGAGCGGGCCAGCAUGCUGCCGACCAUGGCCGCGGGCCUCAACUCCAUCCUCUUCGCCAUCAACAUCGACAACACGGACCUCAACGGGCAGAGCAGGCUGGCGCCCAGCGUCUCGGACCUGCUGCGGGGGUCCACGCAGAACGUCAGCGCCCUGCUGAAGGGCCCCACGCAGGGCGUGAGCAGCCUGCUGCGCGAGAUCACGGCCUCGUCGCCCGUGGCCAUCCUCAUCCGGCCCGACCGUGACUCCGAGCCGCUCCCCGUCGUGUCCCGGAGCCUCAAUGCCGACGCCAAAGGCAGAAAGGAGCGGAAGAAGAAAAAGAAAGUGACCAACAUCAUCUCAUUUGACGACGACGAGGAGGAGCCGCCCGGAGAUGCGCCCAAGAAGCCGCCGGGCGCCGGGGAGAGCUCGGAGGAGAACUCGGACCGUUCCUCUCUCAACGUCUCCUCGGCCUUCGAGAGCCCCUUCGGGCCGCCGUCCGCCGGCAGCCGCAGCAGCAGCUCCUGGAAAAUGGACUCGCUCUCGCUCAACGGGGAUGCCGGCUUCCCGAAGCUCGACGUGAAGAGCAUCGACGACGAGGACGCGGACGAGCCCGAGGACCGCGUGUUCGGGGCCCCGGGGGGCAGGGCGUGCGCCAGCCCCUCGGGCUCCCCUGAGAAGCUGGACGGGACGCCCGACCUGGCCCCGCUGCACGGCUGGGCCCCGCUGCAGAUGCUCCACGGAGACGCUGGCGUGCUCUUCCCGGUCGGCAGCGCCGGCUCCUACAGCCCUGCAGACGCGGCCCUCGGGAGCCUGGACAACGGCGCGGAGCCCUCGGACCUGGAGCCAGGGCCUCGGCGAGGCUUGGACGCCAGCCCCCCGGGCCCCGGACGCGCCCCGAGCUGCCUGCUGCCUCCUGCCGCCGCGCCCGAGACCAUGACCAUGAGCGAGCUGCGGCAGGCCACGGUGGCCAUGAUGAGCCGGAAGGACGAGCUGGAGGAGGAGAACAGGUCCCUGCGGAGCCUGCUGGACAGCGAGAUGGAGCACUCGGCGGCGCUGAGGCAGGAGGUGGACAGCUUGAAACGGAAGCUGGCCGAGCAGGAGGAGCGCCACAGCACCAAGGUCCAGGCGCUGGCGAGAGAAAACGAGGUGCUGAAAGUCCAGCUGAAGAAGUACGUGGGCGCUGUCCAGAUGCUGAAGCGGGAAGGUCAGACCCCGGAAGUCACCCCCAGCCUUUGGAGCGUGGAUGGCGAGGUCCCGGCCCCGGAGCAGAAGCCGGGGGAAGUGGCCGAGGAGCUGGCCAGCUCCUACGAGAGGAAACUCAUCGAGGUGGCGGAGAUGCACGGGGAGCUGAUGGAGUUCAGUGAGCGUCUGCACCGCGCGCUGCUGGCCAAGGAGGCGCUGGUGGCCCAGAUGCGGCAGGAGCUCAUCGACCUGCGGGGGCCCGUGCCUGGGGACCUCAGUCAGACCUCGGAGGACCAGAGCUUGUCGGAUUUUGAGAUAUCCAACCGUGCCCUCAUCAACGUCUGGAUCCCGUCCGUGUUUCUCCGGGGCAAAGCGGCCAACGCAUUCCACGUGUACCAGGUCUACAUCCGCAUCCGGGACGACGAGUGGAACGUGUACCGGCGCUACGCCGAGUUCCGCGCGCUGCACCACGGGCUGCAGAACAAGUUCUCUCAGGUGCGGGCCUUCAGCUUCCCGCCCAAGAAGGCCAUCGGCAACAAGGACGCCAAGUUCGUGGAGGAGCGCCGGAAGCUGCUGCAGAGCUACCUGCGCAGCGUCAUGAACAAGGUCGUCCAGAUGCUGCCCGAAUUCGCCGCCAGCCCCCGGAAGGAGACGCUGGUCCGGCUCAUGCCCUUCUUCGUCGACGUGCACCCCCCCGGAGAGCCCCCAAACAAGGGCGGACGGCCCAGGCCCGCCUCGCGCUUCUCCAAGCUGUCCCGCGGGCACCCCCGAGAGACACGCAGUGCCGAGCCCCAGAGCGGCGACCUCUGACCCCGACGGAUGCCCUGCAGUGACCGCCACGUUGGCCCGGUGACCCCUUCCAAAGCGCCCCGUCCCCGCUGGCCGUGUGACCCCUGAUUAAACUGGUCCGUCCCAGCGCACGGCGGCUCCCGGGGGGCCGGACGGAGGGUGGACACCGCCGCCGGACACGCAAGGCCCGAGGCGGGACCCCCCCACUGCCCGUCUCUUAUGUGACCCGAGGGAGGGGUCAGCCUCUCAGGGCGGCUUCUGGAAGGCUCUGCAGGCACUGCCAAGGCCUGGGGCAGCCCUGGACAGUCCCGGAACGGGCAAGAGGGUCUUAGCUCACGAGUCGGGCGUCCCUGGUGGGGCUGCCCAGUCCAGAGCGUCUCCCACCAGCCUCGAGACUCGGGCUCGGGGGGCACCCCCACAGGUGGACCCCAGGGGGUCUCUGCACCCCGACCCCUGCACGCCCGUCUCCUCGAGAGGGGGAGCUGGGUGGGGACCCCUAAACCACGGCCAGCCACCCCCCUGGGCGGUGCCUGGGCUGAAGAAACUUCUGGAAAGAAUCAGCUGGACGGUUUCUGCCGUGGACGCUCUGCCCGCCAGAGGGGUCGUCCCCGGAGCAGUGGACUCGGACACAGGCCUGCAGGGAGAAAGGGGGGCGGGCGGCGCCCGGGGCCGACGCGGUUCCAUCACUGCCUGCGGUCAUCCCUUCGCCAGUCGCCAUGUCCCCACCGGCCCCCUGUUCCUUUCCUGGGGGCCCCCCAAGCCCAUCUGGGUGUGACUGGCCUGGCCUCCCCCCCCCAAACCCGUAGCACAGAUGCACCAUUCCCGCAGGGGUCCCCCAGGGGCCGCUGGCUCUGCACCCAGAUCCCCGGAGGUGUCUCCUCCCCGCCCUCCCUCUCCCCCUCCCCCCAGGGGCCGCCCCCCUACUUCUGGCAGCCACAGGGGACAGUGGCGCCUCCACGCCUUAACGUGGCUCCCGGCAGACUGUUCUGUGCCCACCUGCCCUCGCGAGUGGGGCCUGGUGGGGGGGCGCACAGGGCCCCCCAGCCCAGGGAGGAGCGGACCCCUCUGGCCCACGAGACUGGCCGCUGCCCAGGGAGGCUCUGGGGAGAGGUGGGGGGGUCUCCGGGGCUGGCAGAGGCAGGAGCGGCCAGGAAUGACCCCCACAGCCACAGUCCGGGGGUGACCCCGCACCUGGGGUCGGGGCUCAGUGCAGGGACCCCCUUUUCUCCAUGUCCUGCACCGGAUCUUGUGCCAGAUCUCGUGAUACACCCCCCCCACCUGCUCGCCCACCCCCCAGCCCCCACCCCCCAGCCCCUAGCCCCCAGCAGGCACCUCCUGCACCCGUCAGCCUGGUGGUCGUGGGAGCAGUUUCCUUCCAGAAGCUUCUCUCUGUCCCCGCUAAUGGACCAUGAGGAGCAGACUGGGGUGAGGCCCACUCGACCCCCACGGGACCCCCCCACCCUUUCCCCGACACCCACUCGGCCCUCCUUGCCCGAAGGCUGACGACGCGUCCGUCUGCCCAGGGCCCCGUGAAUGCCGGAUCCGCCUCCCGUGGCCCUUCCGUGCCGGAAACUCAAGUCCCAUCACACGUGUGUCUGUCUCUCUCGAACCCCAGCUCCGAGACCAGCAGGAAUGCGGGGGUCCUGGUUACCCUGACUCCUCCCCAACCAGUGUCUGCCGGAAGGACCCGCUGUUCCCUGAACAGCAACUCGCCCAGUGGACAGAACGCGCCCCCUGGGGGGCCCCCCCGGGCAGCCCGAGGCACCUUCAGGGGAGCAGUGGUGGGGCGGGGGGGGGCCUGGGAGCUGCCCCCCUGCACCCCCCGGGUCGGGGGUCUUCUCCCCAUCGUCGGUGGCGCGUCCCCCCACCUGGUGGCUCCCCUCGCGGACCGAGGGGUCGCGGGUUUCCCCGGCGCCCGCUUCUGUUACGGUUUACACCCCGGGAUUUUUAGACAAAUGUGUUUAAUUUUCUACACGCUCUUGUACUCCACUCCUCUUUGGACUCCGCCGCGGAGAUUUUGUUACAGCUGGUCGGACGCGCCUUCUUACAAGCACAGAAUAAACUUCGGUGACUUUUGUAGA
Sorex araneus (European shrew) is the source of this 4581-nucleotide messenger RNA. RefSeq names its product sorting nexin 29 (gene SNX29). The record is from RefSeq and is a predicted model, not a curated record. The coding region runs from base 83 to 2521 and encodes 812 amino acids. Gene Ontology annotation, molecular function: phosphatidylinositol binding. The transcript is spliced from 21 exons. NCBI's taxonomy places the organism in Eukaryota, Metazoa, Chordata, Mammalia, Eulipotyphla, Soricidae.